GCCUACAAAGCAACCCAGGCACAGCAACAUCAUGCCUCCAGAACCUUGCAGGACGAUACCCAAUUCCACAAUGGGGCGCAUCGCGACCCCAGUCUAUCAUUGACCGUGCCGCUGUCGGAAAACCAGGGGUUAUCCAGCGAAUAUGGCGAUAUGGAUGUUGGGGAGCUGGAUGCAAUGGUGCUGGAGGAUGGAGACGAGGUUCUGGAGAAUAACGGUGCCAUGGAAGGAUUGGAGCGCCAUGAAGCUCCCAUAAGGCAGCCUGAAAGGCAUCCUGAUCAGCCAACCAUCCCUCAACCCCAACCGCAGCCCCAGGAAAGACACUAUGCUUCACAUAAUGGCGGCAAUGUUCGUGGUGAAUCGCAUAGCCUGGCGGACGAAGUAGCGCAAUUGAGAGCUCGUGUUGAAGAGCUUAGUCGCCAAAAUGAGAGAAUGGAGCAGGAGCUGGUUGCAGCCAGGAACAACGCCCAAGCCAAGGCAGGAGAGGCUGCCAUCUUACGUUCCAAUCAAGCAAAUCUCGUCAAAGAAUACGACCGCCAAAUCGCUGCAUUACAAAAAAGACUCACCGAAGAAACGGAGAAGCACAAAGGAGCGCUUCAAGCUGCGGAAGCCGACAAGGGGAAUCUCGCCACGGAGAACGCGUUUCUGAGGCAAGAUCUUCGCGAGGAAACUUUAAAGUUGCAUACCUUGAAGGCGAAGAACAAGGCAGAGGAAAAGGCCCCGCCUGUGACGCCAAAGAAGACAAGAGUCCUCCCUUUUCGAGAUGGAUUCGAGGAUGAUGAAAUGGCAGUCUCGUCCCCUACGAAAUCUCCCGGUGGCCGGUCCAGACGAGGAACUCCCGUCGUCCCUGGAAAGCGGAAGAGAAAGGCCAGUGAUGACAAUCCCAUACCGAUUGCGUCACUCGAACUGAGUCCUGCAAAACCCCCGGCAGUGGAUGAAGCUCGUCCAGUAGAAACAGAACAGACCGCACAUGGCAAGGUUCGACCAACCUUUGGGGAGGAAGACUGGAAUCUACAGUAUAUGCAACGGAUCUGGAACCACCGGACGCCUCCAAACACAGAACGGGAUAUCGAAGUUAUGGCGAGGAUGGCAUUCCCCUCUGAACCAGGCCGGAAGCUUUCUUCGAUUGUACUGGAAGAAGCAUCCGUCCUUGGCUCAGGUAACUACGCGGUGGGUUUUGCCAAUAUCAUUAUUUCUUUGUGGUCGCGUGCUUUGAAAGAGAAGUUUUACCAGCCGAUCCCUAUGUUUAUGGCGAUAAUAAAGUUCAUUCUGCUCCUGGAUACAGCGUCGAUCGCCCCAAAGCUGAUCGAAAAUCUUGUUCCUGUUCUUCAAGUCUCUGUGGAAGUCAACGCAACUCCUCGGUUCGAGCAUUCUCCUGUGUCAAGUCGCAGUAAGGGGCAGAUCCGACAGACCCCGCGGUCGGAACUUCAUGACGAAGUUGACUCGACGGAGGCUCUGGAAAUUUUGUAUCUUAUAGCCACAACGUGCCGCAAUGAUGAGAGCCUCCAAGAAAACUUCUGGAGAAGUAUUCGAUUCGAUUUCAUACUAACGAUGCUUAACUGUCACCAGCUGGUCGACGAUAUCAUCAUUACCUUGAAUAUUCUGCCGACGAGCAUUCGUCCGAAUUCUUUCGGGAGUAUCCAAGAAACCGAGGAAGAACAGAGAAAAAUCGAGGGAUAUCUUAUUGAUCGGGUGGCGAAUCUUUUCAGUGAGAACAUCCAGGUAGACGAGGGCCGGGAGCCGUAUCGUCCCUCGCAAAUCUGCGAGAUGCGUCUUGAAGCGUUGGCAUUUUUCGAGAUGCUGGCCUUUUCAGCUCCCGAUCCAGCAAAAAACCAUGGCAAUGCCAUGAUCGCCAAUCAUCCCCUCGUGCUUGCUCGGCUCUUUCGGUCGAUGCACGAUGAACUGGAUGCCCUAUAUACCGAACCCCCAGAGCACAAACUCCGCACGGCACUCGUGAACAGACUGAUGCACUUGAUAUACGGGGUGAUCCAGAACAACGGUGGCGUCGACCUGCAUUCCAAGCUGCGACUUCUAUCGGGUGCGACACAAAAAUAUCGCAUCGUCCUCUCACGACUCGCGUUCAGCGAGGGCGUGUAUCUGGAAUCUGGGAUCUCCGAAGAAACGAUGGAGAUGGCUCGCCGCUUGCUGGAAGACGAAGACAUGGAUCCUGAGGAAGCCGAGGCUAUAUUUGAGGCCUUUCCCAGCGGCGGACGUCUCAGUAGCAUGGACGAUUCACAGCAGAACGAGUGA
Rasamsonia emersonii CBS 393.64 is the source of this 2247-nucleotide messenger RNA. RefSeq names its product DNA repair protein Rad26. NCBI's taxonomy places the organism in Eukaryota, Fungi, Ascomycota, Eurotiomycetes, Eurotiales, Trichocomaceae. The record is from RefSeq and is a predicted model, not a curated record. The annotation marks the transcript as partial. The transcript is spliced from 2 exons.